Lactuca sativa (garden lettuce) is the source of this 531-nucleotide messenger RNA. RefSeq lists its product as uncharacterized. The record is from RefSeq and is a predicted model, not a curated record. NCBI's taxonomy places the organism in Eukaryota, Viridiplantae, Streptophyta, Magnoliopsida, Asterales, Asteraceae.
AUGAUGAGAUGUGGUGUUAAAGAAAUCCCUGAAAGGUACAUUUUGAAGAGAUGGAGAAAGGAUGUGAUAUCAAGAAAUUAUCGUUUUAGUUCUGUUCAAUCCGAUUCAGGUGAUUGUGAGAGUGUAAAGCUAGUCAAUGAUUCAUAUUAUACUUUUGAAUCAUGUUUGGAUAUUGUAAGAGAUGACAAAAAGAGAUUGGCUUUGUUUGCUGAGAAACAACAAAUGUUGUUGAAGGAAUUUGAUAGUGAUUAUAUUUCUCCUGGAUUGAAAAGCAAGACAGAUGGUGAAGUCGUAUGCAAGCUUUUGGGUGUUACUAUUCCUAUUCCAGAAGAGAUUAAUAUUCAUGUUCCUGAAGUUCAAAGCAAUAAAGGUUCUGGAAUCAAGAAAAGAAUUCCAAGUGCAGGUGAAGUAGCAUACAAAAAUUCUAAAAAAGAACAUAAAAUGUGUUCAGGAUGUGGAAAACGAGUUCCACACAAUUUACGUACUUGUCCAGAAAGAGUUGGAGCUGCUAAAUCAACAAAAGACAGUUAG